AUGGUGUUGGCAGGCGCCUUUGCGUUGCAGCCGCCGCACGCCGCGGAGACGAGCGCGGCAACUCCUGUUCUGGCGCAGAAGGCUGCGCCGCCAGAUCAGGCAAUGGAGGCUGCCGGCAGCCGCCGCGCAUCCGACGCGAGCAGCGUCGCUAGCGUGUGCAGCUUGGCCCUCGCCUGCGCCCCGACGGGGGACUUUAAAAGCCGGCAGACGCCGCAGCACAACCUGCUUUUUGAAGACCAGCAGAGCAUGUCGAUGGGAGGCAUGGCAGGCGCGCUAUCAAAUCCACUGUAUGACGACGCCAUGCUGCGUCUGACACCCCGGCAGCACUUCUCAGCCCCCGCCGCAGAGCCUCCAGUCACCAAAACAGCAGUUGCGGCAGCGGCAGCUGCCGCGCAGCUGCCGGGAAAGGCGGCCGCAGCGCGCGCCGUGGUCCCGGCCCGGGCGGCUGCCGGGCAGCUGCCAAGGGUGGAUGAGGCAGCGAGCGUGCUAACGGCGUAUGCCCCCGGGGGGCUGAGCGUUUUGUACGAGAACCAGACAAUGCGCGUGGAGCGCGUGGAAUUGAAGGCUGAGCUUAAACUCAUCUCAGCCCGGCUAGCGGUGCUGGAGGCGCGCAGCAAGGCGUGGGGCCGCACGGUGCCGGCAGCCGCCAAGGGGCGUUCCCAGUCGGCACCGCGAGGGGCCCCCCGCCACCGACAGGCCCCCCAGCGCAGCGCCCCCGCCGCCGCCCAAGCCCAGGAGCAGGCAAGACACUCAAAACUCUGGUCCCUGACAGGACCGACCCUUAGCAGCAGUCCUAGCCGUGCAAUAAUGAUGGACCUGGCAGCUCUAGGCACUCCAGGGACGAGCGCAAAGUCCUCUGCCGCUGCCCGCGCCGGCCGCAGCCUGCAGCGGAGUGGCAGUGUCGGCCCCAGGACAACCAGCACCGACUCCAUGCGCGCGGCCGUGGGCCAAUCUUUGUCCACUCCAAAGGUGCCCGUCCGGGCAGCCCGCAGCGUUGCCCGUAGCCGCCCGGGCAGCCCGGCGCGCCCAGCCGUCCACCUGGCAUUCGGCAGCCGCACCGUCAGCCGCGCCUCGAGCCCGACCCGGCCAGAAAUUGCCAGAACAGGCGCAGCCAGCCGCGCUACGAGUCCAGUCAGGCCGGCAUUUGCCAGAACAGGAGCUGCCUGCCGCGUUUCAAGUCCAGUCAGGCCUGCCGUAGCCAGAACAGGCACCGCCAGCCGCCGCUCGAGCCCGGCGCGCGCCGCGGCCGGCCGGCUGGCCGGCGCGGCCGCCGCCGUUCCCUUUGGCAGCCGCGUGUGCAGCCCCGUUAAGGGGCCGGCCGCGCCGCGAUUCGCGUUCGGUAGCCGCGCUGGCAGCCCGGCACGCUCAGCAUCGGCCGCCAAAUCCGCGUCUUCUUCCAAGGGCUCCGAUGCAACCACCGCCUCAAGCAUGCCCUACAGAAACGCCUUCAUGGGCGGUCACGCCAGUGCGCGCAGGCCGAGAGACGCGAGUCCGGGCAGCAGCCAGGGCAGCCGCACGGCAGCUUCCGCCUCAGAAGGCAAUGCCGCGAGCCGGCCGCCGACGCACGCCGGGUCCGUAGACUCAAGCCUCGGCCCGCCGCCGCCGCGCCGGUCUGCGACCGCGUGCCCGUCCUCCGAGGAGCGCUGGGCAGGCCCCGGCGGGCGCCUGGGCAGGACUCCAUUGCAUGGUGUGGAGGCCAAGGCUUCAGCUGCCAAGACUCGCGCAGUCGCCUCUGUGCAGCACAACAAGGAGAAUGCCGGAACCGCAGAGGGGACUGGGAAGAUUUCGCGCGUGGCCCUAACCGCUGCCAAAUUGGGCCUCACCCUGGACAAUGCCUUCAAGCCCCGGCAGGCGCGCACUCUAUUUUCACUCGCACACAUAACAAACAUGAAUGUGGCGGCUGGGAAUGUGUCCGAGGCUUAG
This is a messenger RNA of Coccomyxa subellipsoidea C-169, 1923 nucleotides long. RefSeq lists its product as hypothetical. Bases 1 to 1923 code for a protein of 640 amino acids. Lineage: Eukaryota; Viridiplantae; Chlorophyta; Trebouxiophyceae; Coccomyxaceae. The transcript has 11 exons. The record is from RefSeq and is a predicted model, not a curated record.